This is a messenger RNA of Haliotis rubra (blacklip abalone), 1838 nucleotides long. Its product is annotated as protein adenylyltransferase SelO-like. The record is from RefSeq and is a predicted model, not a curated record. The transcript is spliced from 2 exons. The coding region runs from base 16 to 1794 and encodes 592 amino acids. Lineage: Eukaryota; Metazoa; Mollusca; Gastropoda; Lepetellida; Haliotidae.
CUUCCGUAAACAAAGAUGACCGACAACACGUUUGGAACGGAUUUAAAGCUCUAUUCCAUGCUCAAGUUGCAUCAUGCUUUGUGGUACUGUGUAUUCCUGGUGUGCAUUCAGUGUGAAGUGUGUAAUAAACGGACCUUCGUGGGAUAUUAUCUUCAACAAGGCAACGUUUGCCUCAGAAACUCUUCAUCUGUUCGAAGUAACAACACUUUCGACAGAUUAAUCUCUUCAUUUCAAACAUGGAAAUUCGCACCACGUCAGAUUCUACACGAAACAUUUCCCAUAGACCCCGAAAAAAGGAAUUACGUAAGACAGGUGAAAAAUGUGUUAUUUUCUGAGGUCAAACCAGUUUCAUUCCAGACUCAAACAAAACUAGUAGCGAUAUCGGACGACGCUUUGAGAGAUAUCUUGGAUCUGGAUACAAAUAUUUCUACUGAAGCACAGUUUACUGAUUUUGUCAGCGGGGCGUACCUCCACCCAGGGGCCACGCCCCUUUCCCACAGAUAUGGGGGUCACCAGUUCGGGAACUGGGCAGACCAGCUCGGUGACGGUCGGGCAGUGAUGUUGGGCGAGUAUGUCAACAGGGGCGGGGAGAGGUGGGAACUGCAGCUGAAGGGGUCGGGCCUCACCCCCUACUCACGCCGUGGGGACGGAAGGGCUGUGCUCAGGUCUUCCGUCAGGGAGUUCCUGUGUAGUGAGGCAAUGCAUUAUCUAGGUAUACCCACAAGUCGUGCUGCAGCGCUUGUCGUAAGCGACGACCCCGUCACGCGAGACCAGUUUUAUGACGGUCACCCCCAGACUGAGAGGGGUGCUAUUGUACUUCGCCUGGCUCGAACAUGGUUCCGGUUCGGUUCUCUCGAACUGCUGGCAUACAAAGGAGAAACAGACCUGUUGAAACAGUUAACUGACUUCGUCAUACAGAGUUACUUCCCUUCUGUUGACUGUGCUGAUGGAUCCAAAUACCUUGCAUUUUAUAGUGAAGUUGUCACCACUACAGCUGAUAUGAUCGCCAAAUGGCAAAGCGUUGGUUUUGCUCAUGGUGUUUGUAAUACGGAUAACUUUAGUCUUUUAUCGAUCACGAUCGAUUAUGGUCCGUUUGGUUUUCUGGAUGAAUAUAAUCCCAAAUUUAUACCCAACACAUCAGACGACGAAGGGAUGUACAGUUACGAACGGCAACCAGAUGUUGGGAUGUUCAAUUUGAAUAAAUUGAGACAAGCUCUGCACCCGUUAUUAACCGACAAACAAAAAGCUGAAAUGCAGAGUGUUUAUAACGGAUAUGCAGAUAUCUACAAAAAUAAAUUCAUGGAGAUUUUCCGGAAGAAAUUGGGGCUGAUAAAUUCCGAUAGUGAUGAUGAGCAGCUGGUUGCGGUAUUGUUAAAAAUGAUGGAGGAUACGAAAUCGGAUUUCACUAUGACAUUUAGACAACUCGGAGAAAUAUCUCUAUUUGAUAUGGAUAACAGCAAUAUUGACGUCAAAUACUGGGCUUUGAGAACAUUACAAAAACACGAAUGGUUCUCAAGAUGGGUUCAGAUAUACACGGAAAGAACAAAGUCGACCAAUAUUUCCGAAAUCGAAAGACAAACUUUAAUGAAUAGUAGUAAUCCGAGAUAUGUUUUGCGAAACUGGAUAGCUCAGAAUGCAAUAUCUCUUGCCAAUAGAAACAAAUUUGAGCAAGUACGGAAAGUGUUGCGUGUUCUCAGAAAUCCAUUCACAUUCCAACAAGAGGCUGAGGAGAGUGGCUUUGCUGACCCGCCGCCAUAUUGGGCCGGUUCUCUUAAAGUCAGUUGUUCGUCAUGAAUGUAAAACUUUGGCAUAAAUAUCAAUUUGUUAUGUUUUCAAAA